Drosophila montana is the source of this 736-nucleotide messenger RNA. RefSeq lists its product as uncharacterized. The record is from RefSeq and is a predicted model, not a curated record. Bases 114 to 578 code for a protein of 154 amino acids. NCBI's taxonomy places the organism in Eukaryota, Metazoa, Arthropoda, Insecta, Diptera, Drosophilidae. The transcript is spliced from 2 exons.
CUUUGCCCAACAAUAAGUAGCAGUCCUUGAACUAAUCAGGCAACAUUUACGACAGCUCCCAAACUGAGCCGGAAAUAUCGAAAGCAUAUAUCGAUUCAGAAAUUUGGCUCAUAAUGCGGCUGCAUUUGCUGUGCAUUUGGUGGCUGAGCCAAUGUUUGGCUUUGAAAAUAAACGGACAUUGCCUCAGGCAAUCGCUGCAGGCGGAGGCAGCAGCUGAGGCCUUUGCCACACGCCACAUGUGGCAACCAUCGCGGCCAGCCACUGGCUGGUUGGCCGACACAGGCAGCUGCGCGGGCCCAACAGCUUUGCGGCGCACAGCUGACAGCCAUGCGACAGCAGCAGCCAACCAGCUGCAUGGCUCCAAUGCAACAGUCGCCUGGACAGCAGCUCCCGCGGUGAGCACGGCCAAUUAUGUCUAUCAAUGCGCCGCCAAGCGUGUGGCAGAUCCAUCGUCUGAUUUGGCCGCAGCCGCAGCCAAAGCCAAAAGCCCUCCCCUACAGCAGCUGCAGGGGAAACAGCAACAGUUGACAGUGCCUGCAUUUGUGCUGCAGCUGGCCAAGAUUUGGAGCGGAACUUAAGCACUUCAAGAAAUCAAAUUGACAUUCGCUCAUUCAACUAUAUUUUAUAGCAUUUAUAUUGUUGUGCAUCAUGCCAAGUAUUAUAUUUUAAAAGCUGUUGUUAGUUCAAUGUUAAAUAUAGCCACGAUUUAGCCACAAAAAGGCUAUUAAGAAACACA